Messenger RNA from Eurytemora carolleeae, 1141 nucleotides. RefSeq lists its product as uncharacterized. The transcript is spliced from 6 exons. The coding region runs from base 20 to 1126 and encodes 368 amino acids. The record is from RefSeq and is a predicted model, not a curated record. NCBI's taxonomy places the organism in Eukaryota, Metazoa, Arthropoda, Copepoda, Calanoida, Temoridae.
UAUAAUUUCAGAAGUAAAAAUGGCGGGGGUUGAAAAGGUGGAGGAGGAGGAAAGUGUUAUUUCCCUCAUUUCUCACCUUUCGGCGUAUUAUGCCGGGCUAUGUUCGCCUACACGGCGGGACGGAAUAUCUAAUUACAUUUUCAGCCGAGACAGUAAAGAAGUGCAUCACAGACUAACCAAGAGAUAUAAACGAAUUGCGUUCGAGUUCAUAUUAAAGAAGAAACCUAUUUUAAAAUCGCAACUUGGAUACACUUCGUGUACUGACGCACUGUACGGUGAAGGAUUAAAGCUAUCAAUACAAGGGGAUACAGAGGGUUCGAAUAAAUUGAUAAAAUUGACAGAUUCGUUGGACAUCACCCAACCAACCUUGGACAAUGUGCUCCGAUGUAUCCUUGCACUGGCAGGGUCCGGGCCGAGAAAAGUGAAGUUUUAUGGGUUUCGACAAAUCGGAGACUGUGCUCUACAAAUAACUGGAGAAAGGGGUUCGAAUCCAUAUUCCGAUAGUUUCAAUUAUUCUAGCCAGGGCAGAGACAAAACAAUUAAAUCAAGUUCUUCUGCUCCGUACCCGAUCAAUUUCAAUUUCGAAUUAUCCACGGUUAGCAGAAGCUUAUAUCCUCAACCCUCUGAGGGAAUGAAAUCGAUGCGUAAUCUACAUACACCGAGCAACGCAGUUUAUACGCAUGAAAUUCACUCAAAUGCCAAGAUUCGUUCUGAAGUUGGAGACGAAGGAUAUUCUAGUCCGUCUCCGAUUCAGGAAUAUGAUGAUGUCUGGGAAGGAGUUUGGAAGGAAAAAUCGCCGGAAAAACUUUCCUGGGAAACUUUGGGAGGAAAAGGACUUGGAUUGGAGGAGAAACCUUUCUUAUCGGAGGCAGGGCCGACCUCUGUUCAUCAUCUCUGGCAGAUGUGCAACGAUAAUCUUCGUCUACUCGAUCCCUCAUUCGCACCUCCUGUACUGCAUGUCAUUGAGGAGAAGGCUCUUUGUACGCAUAUUGCGUACAUCUUGGCUGGGAUAGAAACUGCCUCUUUUUCUACCAAUCCGGACACUGGACGGUUCUGUAUCCUGCCUGGAUUAUGUAUUAAUGGAUUAACUAAUCAGGUUCUGUAUCCUGCCUGGAUUAUGUAUUAAUGGAUUUACUAAUCA